Rhododendron vialii is the source of this 1756-nucleotide messenger RNA. RefSeq lists its product as uncharacterized. Gene Ontology annotation, molecular function: protein binding. NCBI's taxonomy places the organism in Eukaryota, Viridiplantae, Streptophyta, Magnoliopsida, Ericales, Ericaceae. The record is from RefSeq and is a predicted model, not a curated record. Gene Ontology annotation, cellular component: nucleus. Bases 481 to 1488 code for a protein of 335 amino acids. Gene Ontology annotation, biological process: regulation of flower development. The transcript is spliced from 5 exons.
ACAAUCCUCCUUUUUUCGAUUCGAUCUGCUUAAAAUGCUUUCCGUUCUCUCACGUUCAUCGUGAAAAGAAGUCUUUUCCAUACACUUCCAGUAGUAGCUUUUCCCCCGAACUUCGAUAUUAGUAGAGCCUAAAAAACGAGUCAAAACACCGAACAAAAAACACAACCGAAACAGGGUUUACGACUUUUCGAUAUGCUCUGUGCCUGCAGAGAAUCAUAAAUUGAACUAGAGUGUCCAAACACAUCACAUAUUUAUAGAGAGAGGGAGAUUCCUGUAGUACAAGAAGAUGUUUCGAGCCCCCUAAGCGCUCAACUUUUCGACCUAUGUGAUGCCGAUUUAUUGCGCGAAGCCCUGGAAAGUCCUGAAGUUAAUUCCAGUCCUAAUUUUUGCUACGAAGAAAGCUGUCCCUACCCCCAAAAGCUUCCCUUUGAUCCAAACAUAAACAGUCUUGCCAAUAGUACAGUAGACAAGUAUGGCACAAUGCCAAAAACUGCCACUGCCACCGCCACCGCCGCAGAUAUGCCCCCUAACGGUCCAGUGACUACCGCCGCCACUAACAAUACCAACAACGACCACCUGUCUAUACUCUUCCACUCCUCGGAAGAGAUCGAAAAUGAUAUCUCCGCGUCGAUAGAUUUUUCGCCCUCGGUUCCAUUUUCCCUGCCCGCGUACCUCGUUAACCAACAAGACCAAUUUGAUCUCUUCCAAUCUCAAAAUAGUUUUCCGCAUUUCACUUCUGACCCCAUCCCCCCUCUUAUGGGGACUCAUCAACUACCUUCUGGUUUCGAACGCGAGUGCUUAUCGAUCAUGCCUUCAUAUGCGCGCUUGAAUGCGAAUUCAUCGACUUCUAGCUCCUUUCUUGAGCCCAACACCGGCUCGUACUUGCCUAGCAACUUGACUGCCACUUUCUCUGCUCCUGAUAAUUCGCGGUUUUUCAACGGGAAUUUGUACACGGGAAAUGAAAUGCAUAUUCAGGAAUUGGAAUUCCAAGGAGACAAUGGUGGGAUUUUCUGCCCGGAGCCUUUGCCAAGGAUUUUUCACUCUGGCGAGCUACAGGCACUUAGCAAUGAGAGUCAACAUGUAAUGAAUGGGGUUGGGAGUUCUACUCCUUUGGCAUCAGAGGUCUCAAGCUUGGAAGACUCUGCAUUCAAGGGUACCACCAAACUCUCUGCUGAGGAGAGGAAGGAGAGGAUCCAUAGAUACAUGAAGAAGAGGAGUGAGAGGAACUUUAGCAAGAAAAUAAAGUAUGCCUGCCGGAAAACACUAGCAGACAGCAGGCCUCGGGUCAGAGGAAGGUUUGCGAAAAACGACGAACUAGGGGAGACGUCUAGAGGAGCUUGUAGCAACCAUGAAGAGGACACUGAUGAGGAUUCUGUACGAGUCGUCGUGAAAGAAGAAGAAGAAAUGGUGGAUUCCUCGGAUAUCUUCGCUCACAUUAGCGGCGUCAAUUCCUUCAAAUGCAGCUACCCAAUUCAAUCCUGGAUUUGAAUCACUCAUCAGCUUUAUAUCAUGAAAAAAAACCAUUUUGUACAUUUUUGUAGAGACCCCGUUUCGACCAAGAGUACUGGGUUAGAAUAAGAGUUGAAUGAUUGAGCCAUUAAGGUUUAAUGUAAUUGAGCCAUCGGUACGCGCGAUGUCGCCAGUUGAGACUUGUAUAUGCAGCAAUCCUUACAUGAAAAACUCAACUCCGCACACUUUGCGAAAAAAACUCUUGUAUUGUACAUGAUAUGGAAUUUUUGUUUCUUUGAUGAAAGCA